CAGUGUUGACAAACCAGCAAGCAGGGACACGUGAGCAGUAGCAUUAGUAUGAAAAGUGAUGUGAUGCUGUGCUGUUGGACUGUGGGACAUACAGUACCAGUGCACAUGAGCGCGCACAGGCUACAUCGACUGCAGGGUCAUAUUCUGCUUGAAAAUAAGAUCAGAGCAAUGGCAGCGUCUCCAAGCCCUCUAACCACACAUGUGUUAAAUACUGCCAACGGGCUUCCAGGAUCCAACAUGGCCCUCAACCUACAUCGACUGGACCCCUCAUCUGAGACAUGGAUGGUUAUCACGACUGGGACGACAAAUUCAGACGGCCGUUGCCCUGGGCUUAUCACACAAGAAAUGUUUCUGUCUGGUGUGUACAAACUGCGCUUUGAAACUGCUCCAUAUUGGGACAGUUUGGGGGAGACCUCCUUUUACCCUUAUGUUGAGAUUGUCUUCACUAUCAAGGACCCAAGCCAAAAGUAUCAUAUACCUCUGCUCCUGAGUCGCUUCUCAUACAGUACUUACAGAGGGAGCUAAUAUCUCUGUCCUAACCUUUGCAAUCUGACAUUCAUUACCAAUGUAUAUGUCCAUGUACACAAACAAAUUUCACAUGCUCCAUGUUACGUUUCAUCAUUAGUAAAGAAAAUGACUGAC
Molecule: messenger RNA, 642 nt
Organism: Nerophis ophidion (straightnose pipefish)
Lineage: Eukaryota; Metazoa; Chordata; Actinopteri; Syngnathiformes; Syngnathidae
Gene: uraha
Product: urate (5-hydroxyiso-) hydrolase a
Exons: 4
Coding region: 49-525 (158 amino acids)
Biological process (GO): purine nucleobase metabolic process
Molecular function (GO): hydroxyisourate hydrolase activity
Source: RefSeq, a predicted model, not a curated record